Molecule: messenger RNA, 399 nt
Organism: Ceraceosorus guamensis
Lineage: Eukaryota; Fungi; Basidiomycota; Exobasidiomycetes; Ceraceosorales; Ceraceosoraceae
Exons: 1
Biological process (GO): regulation of transcription by RNA polymerase II
Cellular component (GO): PcG protein complex; transcription regulator complex
Molecular function (GO): RNA polymerase II cis-regulatory region sequence-specific DNA binding; DNA-binding transcription factor activity, RNA polymerase II-specific
Source: RefSeq, a predicted model, not a curated record
AUGCGAGAAGCGUCACGCUCGGUCCCAUUGCGCGGUCACGAUGGGAAGAGCUUUCACCCGACCUCACCGCACCAAGCAGCUACAGCUGUCGGUAGAAGAAGUGGCCUCUCAUCGACCGCCGUCGACCGGACCACUGCUGGUCCAGGCGCAACGUCUCAUCGAACUGCACCGUCAGAGUCCAGCGGGACUCGCAGCGGGGCGCCCAAGGUGCUGUCCUCCUCGCCAGUGACAAUUGGCGGCAAGAAAAGAUAUCCCUGCGCAUUUCCGGAAUGCGACAAGACAUUCUCUACCAGCGGCCACGCCGCUCGGCAUCACCGCAUCCACUCUGGUCGCAAGCCAUACAGGUGCACGUUCCCCGGCUGUAACGCUAGCUUUUCGAGGCAGGACAACAGCUUACAG